Molecule: messenger RNA, 342 nt
Organism: Mizuhopecten yessoensis (Yesso scallop)
Lineage: Eukaryota; Metazoa; Mollusca; Bivalvia; Pectinida; Pectinidae
Product: aldose reductase-like
Exons: 3
Coding region: 1-342 (113 amino acids)
Cellular component (GO): cytosol
Molecular function (GO): aldose reductase (NADPH) activity
Source: RefSeq, a predicted model, not a curated record
AUGGCAGAUUCCAUUACGCUGAACAAUGGACAUCGAAUCCCACAAGUAGCUCUUGGAACAUCAAGAAUUUCUGCAGAGAAAUUAGAUGUUUCUAUCAAACUAGCACUUGAUAUGGGAUACCGCCACAUAGAUACUGCUUUUCACUAUGUAAACGAAGGAGCCAUUGGGAAAGCACUCCAGGAAUAUUUUGAAACCACCAACCUGAAGGGGGAGGAAGUGUUCAUCACCACAAAGUUGUUACCCCAUUUCAUGACAGAGAGUGCUGUAGGGCCGGCGCUAGACGAAAGCCUGAGGAGGUUAAGACUGGAUCAUGUUGAUCUCUUUCUCAUCCACGGCCCGUAG